UUCAGGUCAGUAUUUGAUAGCAUUUGUUCCACUUGAUUCGUGCUGAUCUAAUUGUUCCACUAAUAACUGAUUUAUCAGUAUCAGGGCUAGUUAAGUUCAAUUUCUUUGACUAAGAGACCAAAAGAUCAGUGAGCAGUGGUUAUGUCACAAUGGUUUAUAUCUUAACUGAGUCAGAAAGAGGGUUUAAAAAUUUACAACAAGGGGUAUGUGGGAGGGGGGAGGGGUUUCUGACAACUGAAGUGCCAUAUUGCUUUACUUUUUAGCUACGUUUUUUUCUUUUCUUAAAAAGCCCCCACUCACUGUGCCGUUCCUCUCGUACAAAAAUACUUGAUAUCAGUAUGUAAUGCUUUUUCGAAUCAGGGGCUCGAUGGAACAAAUUCCUUUCAGUUUUUAUGAAUUAUGUAGUGCAAAUAAAAUUAAAUGAACCGUGAUAUAAAAGAAAGCCCCAGCUCUGAAACAUUUCAUAGUUAUUCAUCUGAAAGUAAUAAUUGGACAGAGAGCAGGCUAAAUGGAUUUCACAUAUACUUUUCUAGCUGCAGUUAUGUGCUUACUGGUCCCUGUGGAAGCCAGGCCAAACAGACGGAGAACUGCAACAGCCAUCAGCCUUCAGUCAUUUUUAAGAAAAGUAGACGACUGUCAAGCCGGUAAUCUUUUACAGAUUCACUUUGAUGGAGGUAGAACCCAGGCAAAAUGCGAUGGUACAUCUACAAAGAGCUUAACAACUAAAUUUACGAUUGAGGAUACCAGAGGAAAGAAAUGUAUUCAAUACACUGAUAAACAAGGCGGUAACACACGGUACUAUGCGCUGAAGGUCAUUGACAGGGCGACGGUCACGCCGGCGGUCACUUUUAUGGUGAGUUAAAACUAUUUCUAAGCGUCUAUUGGCAAGUGUAUUUUAUAAACAUUUUUUUCUGAUAU
Messenger RNA from Orbicella faveolata, 918 nucleotides. RefSeq lists its product as uncharacterized. The record is from RefSeq and is a predicted model, not a curated record. NCBI's taxonomy places the organism in Eukaryota, Metazoa, Cnidaria, Anthozoa, Scleractinia, Merulinidae.